AUGCGGAACUUGCGCAACAUUCGAUUCAGCGCUUGGGAGCAGCAGCAGGCGGCAGACACCUCGGCCGCGGACGUGACCGCCUGCUGCUGGGACCCCGCCAAAGACGAGCUUCUCUGCACGACUGGGCCGACGGAGGCGAAAGCCACCAUCGAGCUGGUGAGGCUGACGGAUCACCACCAGCAACAGCAAAUUAAAUCAAACACAGUCACGAGCUGGGAUGCGCCGAGCCCCAGCCCGGACCUGCCCGCAGACAGGGUCGUCAGCCUCCAUCACUUCAGCGACACCCUCACCACCUGCGUGAUCCUCGAGGGCGGCGACAUCGUGACGGUACAAGAGGAGGACGACGGUGUUCAGCAUGGCGGCGAUGUCCAGAUCGAGAUCGUGGGGUCCAUAGACGCUGGCAUCGCCGCCGCACGGUGGUCCCCGGACGAGGAGCUGCUGGUCGUCGUGACCAAGGAAGGCAAUGCCGUUUUCAUGGGCCGGACGUUCGACCCCAUCGCCGACGUGGUAAUGACAUCUGACGACUUGAAGCUCUCCAAGCACGUCUCCGUCGGCUGGGGAAAGAAGGAGACGCAGUUCCAGGGGAAAGGCGCCAAGGCGAUGCGGGACCCCACGAUCCCCGAAAAGGUCGACGAGGGCCUGCCGAGCGCCAACGAGGAUGGGUCCGCGACGGUCAGCUGGCGGGGCGACGGCGCGUACGUUGCUGUCAACUCUGUCGCCGGCGGCGCGAGGCGGGUCGUGAGAGUGUACUCCCGCGAGGGCGUACUCGACAGCGUCAGCGAGCCCGUGGAUCACCUCGAGGGCGGGUUAAGUUGGAGGCCGUCGGGAAAUCUGAUUGCGGGCAUCCAGCGCUUCGAGGACCGGACCGAUGUCGUCUUUUUUGAGAGAAACGGGCUGCGGCACGGGCAAUUUACACUGCGGUGCGCCGAUGGGCCCCUCAGCGCGCACGAGAAGAUCCGGUUGGAGUGGAACUCGGACUCGACUAUUUUGGCUGUGAUUUUGAGUGACAGGAUACAGCUUUGGACGACGGGAAACUAUCACUGGUAUCUUAAGCAGGAGAUCCCUCUGGCGUCUGCGUUUGCUGGGUGGGCGUGGCAUCCAGAGAAGCCGCUGCGUUUCGUCGCUGCCACCACGGCAAUCGUGAAUGUGGCCGAGUACAUUUUUACCGUCUCCCGCGGAUCUUUGAGCCCUCCUUAUGACCAUGGAGCUGUCGCCGUCAUCGACGGACAGGCUGUCAAGUUGACGCCAUUCCGGACGGCACAGGUGCCUCCCCCCAUGGCCCUCUUCGAGCUCGACUUCCCCAGCAGCGCCUUGGACGUCGUGUUUGACCCGAACAACGUGCUUAUGGCGGUGUUGCACCGAAAGGGGCUCGACGUGUACGAAUGGCAGACAAAAGGGGAACGGUCGAUCAAGCCCAAAAAGCGGGCCAACAUCGCGUUUGAGACGGACGCCAAAACUCGGGUGCCUUUGCAGGUUGCCUUCUCUGGUGCCGCGGAAUGUUGCGUUCUCGUCUCUGAUGGAGGUCUUAAGCUCGAGAGCUACACUGUCGAGGCAGAUUCCAUCAGCGCCUCAGGAACCACCCAGCUCAGGCCCGCGGAAACUGUCUCAUCGCUCUUCAGCCGCGAAGGCGAUUCGGGUGUUGAAGCCUGGGCUCAAGACCGCUCUGGAAAGCUGUACUCGGUGGUUGGAAAGCAAGCCCCCGAGCUUCUAGGGACACAGCUUUCGAUACAGCUGCCGUGGUGCGAGCUGCACAACAUCAACGGCCGCAGUGUCGGGAUUGGAAUGACGAGGAACGCCCACCUCUAUGCCAACUCGAAACAGUUGGCAAAGAACUGCACUUCUUUUGUCGUCACCCCUGCGCAUAUCAUUUUAACGACCAACAAUCACUUCCUCAAGUUUAUCCACCUGGUAGACCCUGAAGAGAUGGAGGUCCCUGGAGAUGAUCCAGAGAUCGACGAGAGAUGCCGCAGCAUCGAGCGCGGCGCCCGCCUCGUGACGGCCACGCCAACCAACAUGAACCUGGUCCUGCAGAUGCCGAGAGGUAACCUCGAAACGAUAUUCCCCCGCGCCAUGGUCGUUGCGGGUAUCAGGCAGCUCGUCGACGAGAAGAACUACGGUAGGGCUUUUGCCUUUUGCCGCACGCAGAGGGUUGAUAUGAACAUUCUCUAUGAUCAUCAGCCAGGCCAGUUCCUGUCCAAUGUUGGUCUCUUCCUUGACCAGCUCAAGGAUAUUUCGUACAUUGACCUGUUCCUGUCGUCUCUCAGGGACGAGGAUGUCACGCAGACGAUGUAUAAGGAUACAAAACGCUCUACAAGAUCAUUCGAGCCUUCGGCAGAGACGCCGGCGCCCGCAGACGCCUCCACCAAGUCCAAAGUCAACAAGAUUUGCGACGCCAUCCUCAAGAGCCUGCAAAGCAAAAAGAGCACGAACCUGCAAAAUGUCAUCACUGCCCACGUCUGCAAGGUCCCGCCGGCCCUGGAAGACGGCCUCACCCUCGUCGCGGAGCUCAUGCAGGAAGAUGAGAAACUGGCCGAAAAGGCCGUCGAGCACAUCUGCUUCCUUGUCGACGUCAACCGCCUCUACGAUAACGCCCUCGGUCUCUAUAACCUCGACCUCGCCUUGCUGGUCGCUCAGCAGUCUCAGCGCGAUCCCAGGGAGUACCUCCCCUUCAUCCAGAACCUGCACAACCUCUCCGACCUGCGCCGCAAGUUCGAGAUUGAUGAUCACCUCGAUCGGCGGGCCAAGGCCCUGCUGCACCUCAAGGCCCUCGACGCGUUUGACGAGCUGGCCAAGUACACCACCAAGCACGCGCUCUACCAGGAGGCACUCGGCCUAUACCGAUACGACCAAGCGCGCCACCAGGCCCUCACGGGCCUGUACGCGAGCCACCUUGAGUCCAACUCAAAGCACCGCGAUGCAGGCCUCGCCUACGAGACGCUGCAGAACUUUUCCAAGGCCACGAGCUGCUACCGUGCCGCCGGCGUGACCUGCUGGCGCGAGUCCCUCUUCGCCGCGCAGCAACAAUCCCCCCCGCCGUCGGAGGAAGCCCUCGCGGAGCUGGCCUCGUCCCUCGCCGACGCCCUCUGGGAGGGCAAAGAGUACGCCGCCGCGGCCACGAUCCACGCCGACUACCUCGCCUCCCUCGAGACGGCCGUGAAAUGCCUCUGCAAGGGCUACCACUUCGCCGAGGCCCUCCGCCUCAUCGCCCGUGAGCGCCGCGCGGACCUGCUCCCCACGACCUUUGAUAACGGCCUCGUCGAGGCCCUGAGCAGCAGCACCGAGUUCCUUGCGGACUGCAAAUCCCAGCUCCUGGCGCAGGUCCCCCGCAUCGCGGAGCUCCGGCGCAAAGCAGCCGAGGAUCCUCUCGCGUUCUACGAAGGGGAGCGACCCGGUGGCAUGGGCGAUGUUCCCGACGACGUCUCGGUCGCCACCUCGCGCGUCAGCACGUCGGCGAGUCUGUUCACGCGGUACACGGGCAAAGACGGCAGCGUCGGGACGGCGGGGACGGGCGUCUCGCGCGCGACGUCCAAGAAUCGCAAGCGCGAGGAGAAGAAGCGCGCGCGCGGCCGCAAGGGCACCGUCUACGAGGAGGAGUACCUGGUCAACAGCGUCCGACGGCUGGUGGAGCGCGUCGAGGGCGGCGCGAAAGACGAGAUCGGACGGCUGGUCUUCGCGCUCGUGAGGCGGGGGAUGACGGAGCGUGCUAGAGCCGUGGAGGUGCUCAUGGCUGAGGUUGUCGAGGGGUGCAAGGCUGCUGUGCGGGAGGUUUUUGCUGUCAAGGAGGCGGAGCAGCAGGGGGAUGUUGUUGUCGGGCUUGAUGGGGAGACGUACCUUGCUUCUGGCGGGGAUGCCGUCUUUCAGGAGCACCUCGAGGCGAGGACGAAGAAGCUGGAGCCGCCUGUUCUGAGUGCCUUUCAGACGCUGACGUUGCUGGGAUCAUGA
Molecule: messenger RNA, 3942 nt
Organism: Colletotrichum orchidophilum
Lineage: Eukaryota; Fungi; Ascomycota; Sordariomycetes; Glomerellales; Glomerellaceae
Product: IKI3 family protein
Exons: 5
Coding region: 1-3942 (1313 amino acids)
Biological process (GO): tRNA wobble base 5-methoxycarbonylmethyl-2-thiouridinylation
Cellular component (GO): cytosol; elongator holoenzyme complex
Molecular function (GO): tRNA binding
Source: RefSeq, a predicted model, not a curated record